AUGAUCGACCGCCGUAUCAAAUUCCGCCACAUCCAGUGUUUUGUCGAGAUUGCGCACGAGCGCAGCCUCAAACUUGCCGCCGAUAAGCUGUCACUCACCCAACCGGCGAUUUCCAAGACGUUGAAGGAGCUCGAGGACAUCAUCGGUGCGACCCUGAUGACCCGCAACAGGGCAGGGAUCGCCCUGACGAAACAGGGCAAGGUCUUCCUGCACUUCGCCCAGAUUUCGCUUGCCAGCCUGCAGCAGGGCCUGGACGGCGUUGAAAAGGAAGGCGACCAUGCCCGGGCGACACUCAAGGUCGGCGCGCUUCCGAGCGUCGCGGCAAGCUUCAUUCCGCCGGUGGUGAGGGAGUUUGCCGAACUGUCACCCAGUGUCCUUGUCAAGAUCAUGGAUGGACCGCAUGGCUAUCUGAUCGAGCGCCUGAAACUGGGAGAGCUCGAUCUUGUGAUCGGUCGGCUCGGACGCCCGGAUUCCAUGGAAGGUGUUUCCUUCACGCAGCUUUACUCAGAGCGCGUCGACCUGGUCGUACGAAGGGGACAUCCGUUGCUGAAGGACCCGGAUGUCAAACGCAUCGUCGACUGGCCCGUCAUUUAUCCGCCGGAAGGGUCGGCGAUCAGGCCGCUGGUCGAGCGUUUCAUGAUUGCCAAUGGCGUCGGCGAGAUCCCCCACCGCAUUGAAAGCGUUUCAGGUGCGUUCGGACGGCUCUAUACCCGCCAGACCGACGCAGUCUGGAUCAUAUCAUCGGGCGUUGUUCAGACCGAGACCGAGGACGGCACCCUGGUCCGGCUGCCAUUUGACAGCGACAUCACCAAGGGGCCGGUCGGCCUCAUGACGCGGCCGGACACACAGCAAAGUGCCGAGGUCCAGAUCUUCCUGCUUGCCGUUCAAACAGUCAUCAGCGACCUGGAUCUGACGUCGUGA
This is a messenger RNA of Effrenium voratum, 921 nucleotides long. NCBI's taxonomy places the organism in Eukaryota, Dinophyceae, Suessiales, Symbiodiniaceae. The record is from the annotation of a GenBank genome assembly.